Carassius auratus (goldfish) is the source of this 1555-nucleotide messenger RNA. Its product is annotated as ubiquitin-conjugating enzyme E2 8-like. Lineage: Eukaryota; Metazoa; Chordata; Actinopteri; Cypriniformes; Cyprinidae. Gene Ontology annotation, biological process: protein ubiquitination. The transcript has 7 exons. The coding region runs from base 48 to 863 and encodes 271 amino acids. Gene Ontology annotation, molecular function: ubiquitin-protein transferase activity. The record is from RefSeq and is a predicted model, not a curated record.
ACUUGACCAAAAUUUUUGCCUCCCAUGGCUACGAUGAAAGACCGGAAAUGAAGAUUCCUGCUCAAAUCACUAAGAAAGCGGCCAGGACAGAGAAUGUACUUAAAAAGAAGAUCCAAGAAUGCAAGACAGGCCGCUUCAUGGAGAAAGAUAAACGGAUCAUAGAAGAACUGAAGAGUCUUCACUGUGAUCCCCAUCCAUUUUGUUCUGUGUAUCCCUCAGAAACAGACUUCACAUUUUGGAGGAUUGUCAUGAAAGGACCGGCUGAAACUCCCUAUGAGAAUGGAACCUUUGAGCUGUAUUGUCAGUUUGGUCGUGAUUAUCCAGUGAAACCACCUGUUGUUCGGUUCUAUACUCCUAUCUACCAUUGCAACAUCAACAGUGUGGGAAGGAUUUGCCACAACAUAUUUGAUCGAAACUACUCUGCUGAUGUCACUAUGAGAGAGAUCUUGGAUGCUGUACAUGGACUUCUGAUACUCCCAGAGGCAGAAGAUCCACUGGACAGCAUAUUAGCAGAGGAAUUCCUGACUAGCAAAGAAGUCUACGAGCAAGCAGCUAAAGAUAACACUGCAAUAAACGCAUGUCAGUCCAUGGAAUCCAUUGAAAAGCAAUACAUAGGUGAGAGCAAUGUUCAAGUGCCUCCUCAUCUGGUAUGCCCCUUGUCAGGGAAGAUAUUCGUUGAUCCUGUCAAGGCCAAAGGUGGAUGUGUGUACGAGCGAAGAGCCGUUGAGGAAUAUCUUAAGACGAACAAUAAGGAUCCAGUUACAGGGAAGCCACUUAGCUGCACAGAUCUUAUUCCAGAUAAGAACAUGAAAAAGUCUGUUGUGGAGUAUCGUACAUCCCAGAUUGAGGAAACUGAUCCCUAAAUAAAGUAGAUAUUGCUUUGGCAGUGAUUCAGCUGCACUAUAAUCACACAAUACUCGUAUCUAUAAUAUUCAUUCUCUUUCGAUUGUGGAACCCAACUUUUUACAUCUUCACAUGUAGAAAUGACAAAAUUUCACUGCAUAUUUGGUGCAUUUGUUGUUCAGUUCAUCUUUGUAUAAUGUAUAUCUAAGUUCUAGAAGAGAGUUUAUAAUGGGGAAAAAAAUCUUUGAAUCUCUUUAAUGGACAAAUAAAUAUACUUAAUUUUCGGGGAGGGGGGGGUUGUUUGUAAGAAAAACUGAGAAAACUAGUGUAUGAGGGAUAGAGUUGCGGUUUCAUUUCACCAAUGUUAUUUAGGUUUAAAGUGUGUUAAAUUUACAUUUUCCAUAUCAACCUGUGAGUCUUGGUUGCUUUGUAUAUAUGCAUUCGGAGGUUCCAAAUAAAGUAUGUAUGCAUGUAUGUAUUUUAUAUUAUAUUCAGGUCACAAAUGCACAUGGCACACGUUUAGAAAACAUUUCAGAAUUUCUUCGGUUCACUGUGUUGUUAGGUGAAUGUAUACACAGACAACUUUUUAUUAAAAUUUACAUUUUAUUGCAGAUCAUAAUUCAUAGUUAACCUACAAAUGGUUUAAAGCAUUGUAAACUGGGUGGAGCCGCCUCUCAUCCAGGCUGGUGAUAAUAAAUGGUGCUAGUGAUCA